Messenger RNA from Rhodamnia argentea, 2458 nucleotides. RefSeq names its product transcription factor EGL1-like. The transcript is spliced from 8 exons. The coding region runs from base 497 to 2413 and encodes 638 amino acids. The record is from RefSeq and is a predicted model, not a curated record. Lineage: Eukaryota; Viridiplantae; Streptophyta; Magnoliopsida; Myrtales; Myrtaceae. Gene Ontology annotation, molecular function: protein dimerization activity.
CACCAUUAAUGGCUCUGCCUUAUCUUGAGCAUGUGUGACUUGAUGAGGCCUCGUAACUCAGCAUGAGAUCUUGUUUCCAGAACAUUGUCCUGUGAGAAGAUAUAGUUUCCUUUCUCCAUUUUCUGUUUUUCCUUUCUUAAUUUUUUCUUCCUAUCCCAUUCUUGGUUUAGGAAAAAAAAAAACUUUUUUUCUUGGGAAUUUAGUAACCGAGCUCAGCUUUUGAAAGCUACCCGUGUCAUUGCCUUUCUGGUCCAUCAUUACACAAUCUGAGGUGAUUAUACGCAUUUGUGGUAACUGAAAAAACUUCAUUUGCAUAGAAUGAAGGGCAAAAGAAAGUAGUGAAAAAACAAUGUUUUCUGGUGUGGAGAGUGAAGGAGACAGCAGAACAAAUUUUUCAUAUUCAUAUACGCAUCUGUUUAAUUGAGGUUGGGAAUUUCAUAUUCAUACUUAUUUAUUUAGUUUUGGUUUGUGGGGGUGUGGGGGUGUCAACAAGAAGAUGUUGGAAAUCUCAGCUGGAGUCCAACACCAGGGGACAAUCAGAGAGCACUUAAAGGAACAGCUUGCUCUUGCUGUGAGGAAUAUCCAAUGGACCUAUGCAAUCUUCUGGUCAAUUUCAGCUGCACAACCAGGGGUACUGGAAUGGGGUGGCGGGUACUAUAAUGGCGACAUAAAGACCAGGAGGACGACUCAAGCUAUAGAACUCGGUGGAGGAGACCAUACGGACUUGCAUAGAAGCGAACAGCUAAGAGAACUAUAUGAAUCCCUCUCUGGGAGCAAAUCCAAUCCACAACCUAGUAGAAGGCCUUCGGUUGCAUUGUCCCCAGAAGAUCUUGCCGAUACGGAGUGGUAUUACUUGGUUUGUAUGUCCUUCAUAUUCAACAUUGGCCAAUGUUUGCCGGGACAAAGUUUAGCAACUGGUAAACUGAUUUGGCUAUGCAAUGCACACUGUGCAGAUAGCAAAGUGUUCAGUCGGUCUCUGCUUGCUAAGAGCGCAUCAAUUCAGACUGUUGUGUGCUUCCAGUUUUUAGAUGGCAUCAUUGAGCUAGGCACAACCGAACUGGUCUUGGAAGAUCCUAAUCUCAUUCGACAUGUCAAAACAUCCCUCUUGAAGUCUUCAGACUUAAAAGGCUCUGAGAAACCCGACCCUUGUGCUAUAGAUAAUAGAAGUAAAUUGUUUGAUCGAGCAAUUUUCGACACCGGAUUGAUUUCAGGAGAAGCAGAGGAAGGAAUAACUUCACUUAAUACCGGUUCGAAUGGGCUUGAGCCGAACCAACAACUUGACGACUCUUGUAUUAUUGGAGAAUUAAAUGGGGUUGCUUCGCAAUUACAAAGUUGGCAGAUCCAGAAAGAUGAGUUCAGUUACCUCAUCCAUCAAUCCGGAAAUUCCAGAGACUCUAUUUCGCAAUCCUUCUUAGAAACUGGAACUUCCAUUUCAAUUCCUAAUCUUGAGAAGUCCAAAGAUCAUUGGACAGAAGACCUUCAAGAAUGCAAUAACGAAGAACUAGACAGGGUAGACCUCCGAGGGGAUGGUUUGCACUACCGGACCAUUCUUUCAUCCAUAUUGGAAACCUCCAACCAAUUAAGGUCAAGAUCUCAUUGUGAAUGCGGUGAACCAGAGUCAAGUUUCAUAGGUUGGAAGAAAGGACAGCUCAAAUGCCACAGAGCAAAAGGUGUUCCACAGAAGUUGCUGAAGAGGAUCUUGCUCGAAGUACCUCAGCUGCAUGCAAGGAGCAUGCUUGACUUUUCGGGAGCAGGUUGCAAGAGAGAUGGGAUUUGGAUGGCUUUGAAAGAUGAACUCAGUCCAGACCGUAAUCUAUCUGGAAGUAGGCAAAAUGAAAAGAUAAGCGAGCAGUUUUGUGUUCUUAACGCGGUCGUCCCAUCAGUGAAAAAGAUCCAGGUUGACAAAGUAUCGAUACUAGAUGACACAAUCGAGUAUGUAAAGGAGCUUCAGAGAAGGGUGGAAGAGUUGCAGUCGAGCAGGAUAUCGAGUGAAUUAUUGGCAAUUUCCGGAGGAAAACCCCAAGAAAGUACAGAGAGGACAUCUGAUAACUGUGGCAAUCUUAGGACGGGUCUCGGCAAGCAGCCAGUAGCUAAAAAAAGGAAAGCUCACAACUAUGACAUGACAGAUACAGAUUCCAAUUAUCUCAGAGAUGGUCCAAUUGACAACUUAAGUGUUAGUGUGAAUGAUGAGGACGUUCUAAUUGAGAUGAGGUGUGUUUGGAGGGAAGGAGUAAUCCUUGAGAUAAUUGAAGCUUUGAGCCAUUCCAGUUUGGAUUCUCACUCGGUUCAGUCAUCGACCAGCGAUGGUAUUCUUUCUGUGACCAUCAAAUCCAAGCUGCAGAGAUCAACAACAACAAAGACGACAGCUGCAUCGAUCAAACAAGCGCUUCAGGGAGUUGCUCAGAAAUGCUGAAGAUCAUUCCCUCACUGAUAUAUCCCUAGGAUAGCUCGACCGGUU